UUGGAGCAGGAGGUUGAGAAGAAUAAUAUCCUGUCUGAAGAGCUUCAGACUCUGGCUACAGAGCAGCACAAACUAGAGCAGUCCGUUGUCAAGGGCUCCUCUCCACGGAGCGCGCUCAGUGAUGAUGAUUUCUACGAUGCUGUGUCUGAUUCGGACUCGGAGCACUCUCUGAGCGUCUUUGAGGGGGUGGCCAGUCAUUCGUUUGACAAGGACGAGGAGAAAGGCUCUGUCCUGUUCAGCAGCAAGCGCAGCAGCCCAACCAGCAUGUCUCUGGAGAAUCACCAUGGCAAUGAGGAGGAGUCCCAACCCAAUGGGAUUGUGAGGCACAGAACAAGUUUACCAGCAUCCAUGUUCUCCAGAAAUGACUUCAGCAUCUGGAGUAUCCUGAGGAAAUGCAUUGGCAUGGAGCUGUCUAAAAUUACCAUGCCAGUGAUUUUUAAUGAGCCCCUGAGCUUCCUUCAGCGUCUGACAGAGUACAUGGAGCACACGUACCUCAUCCACCAGGCCAACGCCUCCUCUGACUCCAUAGAGAGGAUGAAGUGUGUGGCAGCGUUUGCUGUGUCUGCUGUGGCUUCGCAGUGGGAGAGAACUGGGAAACCUUUCAACCCGCUACUGGGAGAGACCUACGAACUGGUCAGAGAGGACCUGGGGUUCAGGUUGAUCUCAGAGCAGGUGAGCCACCAUCCACCAGUCAGUGCGUUCCACGCCGAAGGCCUGAAGAAAGACUUUGUGUUCCAUGGCUCCAUCUACCCCAAACUCAAGUUCUGGGGCAAGAGCGUGGAGGCUGAACCCAAAGGCAUCAUCACACUGGAGCUUCCCAAGUACAAUGAGGCCUACACAUGGACAAACCCUACAUGUUGUGUCCACAACAUCAUCGUGGGGCAGCUGUGGAUUGAGCAGUAUGGCAACGUGGAGGUGCUCAACCACAAAACUGGAGAAAGAUGCUGUUUGAAUUUCAAACCCUGUGGCCUUUUUGGCAAGGAAUUGCACAAAGUUGAAGGCUACAUUCUGGACAAAAGCAAAAAGAAGGUCUGUUCUCUCUACGGAAAGUGGACAGAGUGUAUGUACAUUGUGGAUUAUGCUGCAUUGGAGGCACAUAAGAGAAGUGGGAAGGGGACAGCGGAAAAGAAAAGCAGCACACCGGGCUCUCGUGAGGAAUUGGAGGAGAUCCCCCUACCAGAGGCUGACACAGUCAAGGUCAUCCCAGGCAGCUAUCUCCUUUGGAGGAUAGCCCCCAGACCAGUCAACUCUACAGAGAUGUACAGCUUCACGUCGUUUGCCAUGCAACUGAACGAGCUGGAUAAAGAUAUGGAUGGGCUCAUCCCAAAGACAGACUGCAGGCUUAGGCCAGACAUACGAGCCAUGGAGAACGGAGAUAUUGAUCUUGCAAGUGAGGAGAAGAAGAGACUAGAAGAGAAACAGAGAGCUGCAUGUAAAACCCAUUCCAAAUCUGAUGACGAGUGGAAAACAAAAAACCCUUCCCUCGGCCCCAGGUGGUUUCAACAGGGCCAGAAUCCCCACAAUGGCUCCCAGGACUGGUUGUUCUCCACUGGGUACUGGAACCGCAACUAUCCCCUGUUACCUGAUAUUUACUGAUGGACAUUAAUUCCUUGAAUAGUGAGAUUGAUUCUUAUCCACGUCAACUUCCUUAUCUAUCAUGAAUACAUUAAAGCCUUAAUUUAUUACAAUGAAUACACUGUGUAUGAAAAUAGCAAUAAUAGAUGUAUUUGUGAUACAAAAUGUUCAGCUGUUAAACAUGCUUGAUAUGAAUGUAGCAUCUAUAUUAGGUCACAUGUUCCAUGCAGCCAUCAUUUUAUUAUUACUUUUUAGCAUAAAUGGAUCUGUGUGUUCUAAUUAAGCAAUAUGGCACGAGGGGGUGUGGUAUAUGGCUAUGGGCUGUGUCCUUGCACGA
Messenger RNA from Salvelinus sp. IW2-2015, 1912 nucleotides. RefSeq names its product oxysterol-binding protein-related protein 1-like. Gene Ontology annotation, molecular function: cholesterol binding. NCBI's taxonomy places the organism in Eukaryota, Metazoa, Chordata, Actinopteri, Salmoniformes, Salmonidae. The record is from RefSeq and is a predicted model, not a curated record. Gene Ontology annotation, cellular component: intracellular membrane-bounded organelle; perinuclear endoplasmic reticulum; cytosol.